CUCCACUCCCCCCUCUCACCUCUCUCUCUCUCUCUCUCUUUCUCUCCCCCUCCACUCCCCCCUCUCCUCCUCUCCCCCUCCACUCCACUCCCCCCUCUCACGCACACGCGCACACGCACGGGCGCACACACACAACACACACGCACAAGCACGCGCGGUCACCACUGCCCCAACAGCUGUAGUCUGGAAAAAAUUAGUCUUCUAAACAGCCAGACUUCCCUGGUUUCAGGAAAUUCCAGGCUAGGCGGGGGAGGGGCCAGGCUGGGGGCGCGACGGUCCAUCCCCCCCUAGCUCUGCUCUGGCUUCCACUAUGCUCAGUCCUGAUCUCCACCUACCCCCACAAUCCCUUCAAAGGGCCUUUAGGUUUACUACCAACAAGGCUUUCUAGUCCUUUAAAUCCUAGAGGCAAAUUUUGAGGGAAUAAGGAAGGUUGGGAGGGGCCUAUGGCUUAACCCUCUCAGUCUGGGACAAGAGGCCAACUCUCACUGGGCGUUGACUCGGUGUUGGGUUGGGAGGCUGCUAUGGCCCCCGAGAGGGGCUGAAGCUUAUUCCCGGUGCAGAUGGCGUUGUUGAAGCAGGUGGGCCCUGCACAGCCAAAGAAGCGACUGGAGCGUGGAGCACUCUCUAUCUCAGCACCCCUUGGAGACUUCAGGCACACAUUGCACGUGGGAAGCAGUGGCGAUGCCUUCGGAGACACCUCAUUCCUGAAUAGGCACGGGGGUGGUCCACCUCCGGAGGCUGGAGCCCCACCAGUUGUGGCCCCACAUUCUGUCCCUCCACCUGCAGUUCCACAGGCCUCUGUGCCUGGUCUCCGAGUUCCUUCACCUGCAGACCCGCUACUGUCCUUCCACCUGGACCUGGGCCCCUCUAUGCUGGACGCAGUGUUAGGCGUCAUGGACGCGGAGCGCGGCGAGACGACGGCCACCAAGCCCAGUGGGGAUGCCCUCACUGGAAUGCAGCAUCCCAAUGCCCACUGCUGCUCCAAUGCUGACUUCCAGCUGGAUGAUGUCAUUGGUCUGUAGUAUCUUGAUUCCCGCAACUCCUCCCUCCCUGCACUCCACUUUUGUACACAUAAAUAGCCGAGUUUUACGCGGGAAGGGGUGCAGAAGCAGGACAGUGGUGGGGUGCCACCAACUAAAAGUCAAAUCUGUCCUCA
Messenger RNA from Rattus norvegicus (Norway rat), 1156 nucleotides. The record is from RefSeq and is a predicted model, not a curated record. NCBI's taxonomy places the organism in Eukaryota, Metazoa, Chordata, Mammalia, Rodentia, Muridae.